UGGAGACUGGAAAGUUCAAGAUCAAGAUUCCAGCAGUGUUUGGUUUCUGGUGAGAACUCUAUUCCUGGCUUGCAGAUGGCCUCCUUCUUGCUGCACCCUCACAUGGCCUUUUCUUUGUGACAUGGCAGGUAGGUUUUAUAGACAUGGAUAAGAAGUCCACACACAGAAGUCCUGAAGAUGCUGGGACUGGCAGAAACGGAGGUAAACACAAACAAAAGAAAAAAGCAAAGCAAAACCGAAAACACCACCAAUCCCGACACAGAUCAACAUCUCAUUCUUCAGUUGACUAUGUGUUUCCUGCUUCUUCAUCAUCAUCUUCAGGAAGCCAGACGGAUUCAAGUAUUGAAGGUGCUCCCAAGGGAAAAAUUAAAAGAAAGAGAGGUGAGAAAAGGAAUAAAUGGAAAAAAAAGAAAGAAAGGACAAAAGAUGAAACAUCAAGAAAAAGAAAGAGAAGAAAAAAAGGAGGAAACAACCACAUGCUGUCACCUUUCCAAGAGGGGCUGAAACCAGGCUAAACUUGUUGAUUUCCAAAACUCAGUCUUUUGGUGUAAGGUGGCCAAAUGAGGAUGCAGAGCCCAGUGCUGUGAAAGCUACAGAAACAUGGAAGAGCUCGGCGAAUGGGGUGUCUUUCACACCACGUCCAGACUCCUGAAACCAGUCUUCGUAUCCUCUGUAACCACACAAUAAAGAGUUGGGAAAUCGC
Molecule: messenger RNA, 703 nt
Organism: Diceros bicornis minor
Lineage: Eukaryota; Metazoa; Chordata; Mammalia; Perissodactyla; Rhinocerotidae
Exons: 6
Coding region: 144-515 (123 amino acids)
Source: RefSeq, a predicted model, not a curated record